GGCCGGCGGGGGGUGGCGCCAUCUUGGACGGAGGCGGAGAGCGGGGCGGCGGCGGCGGCGGCGGCGGCAGGGGCUGCUGAGCUGCCAUGGGGAACACCACGAGCGAGCGUGUGUCUGGGGAGCGCCAUGGCUCCAAGUCCCACCGCUCCGACGGCUCCGGUGCCGCCCACCCCGCCAAGGAGCACCCGCACAAGAUCAUGGUGGGCAGCACCGACGACCCCAGCGUUUUCAGCUCCCACGACUCCAAGAUUCCUGGGGACAAGGAGUUUGUGUCAUGGCAGCCAGAUCUGGAGGAGUCAGUGAAACCAUCCCAGCAAGCUCGUCCGACUGUCAUACGCUGGGCUGAUGGAGGCAAGGAGGUCUUCAUCUCCGGAUCCUUCAACAACUGGAGCACCAAGAUCCCACUCAUCAAGAGCCACAAUGACUUCGUUGCUAUCCUGGACCUUCCAGAAGGAGAGCACCAGUACAAAUUUUUUGUGGAUGGCCAGUGGGUCCAUGAUCCAUCUGAGCCUGUGGUUACCAGCCAGAUGGGGACGAUAAACAACCUCAUCCACGUCAAGAAGUCUGACUUUGAGGUGUUUGAUGCAUUGAAGGUGGAUUCCCUGGAAAGCUCAGAAACCUCAGGUCGGGAUUUGUCCAGCUCCCCACCGGGACCUUAUGGCCAAGAGAUGUAUGUAUACCGGCCCGAGGAGCGCUUCAAAUCCCCACCCAUCCUUCCACCUCACCUCCUCCAGGUCAUCCUCAACAAGGACACCAAUAUCUCGUGUGACCCAGCACUGCUGCCUGAGCCCAACCACGUCAUGCUCAAUCACCUCUACGCACUCUCCAUCAAGGACGGCGUGAUGGUGCUCAGUGCCACGCACCGCUACAAGAAGAAGUACGUCACCACGCUGCUGUACAAGCCCAUCUGAGCCAGGGCCUCACACACUCCCCACGCAGGACACGCCGCUUGUCUGCACACGCUGGGCCACGGGACUGUGUGGCAACUGGCCACUGGCUCCAGCCUCCAACCCGGCAGGGACACAGGCCCCAGCAACAAGCUCAGGGCCGCUGGGGCCUGUGACGCUGUCCCAUCCUACUGGCGUGGUUUAGCCCUUGGUUUCCACCCACCUGCAGCUUCCCUUGGCUUCUGUGAGUCUCUGGGACCACUUUGCUGCUCACCAGAACAGCCCCUCCUCACGCCCAACACGGAAAGGGCUUCACCCUGACUGUCUUCUCCAGCCUGCAAGGGCCUCAAGGUGGUCCUGGCACUGCAUCUGCUCCAGGCUCCAGGAACACAUCCUGUCCUUCUGAAGGUUGCACUGCUGCCCUGGUGACGAGUCUCCAAGGCCACUUUGUCUGCUAGGGGCUCUGACACUCCAGCCUAGCAUCUGCCCCUGUCCCACAGCCCUGCCUGUGGGGCUGCCCCCAGCUUUGAGGGGGGCUCUGCAGCCCCAGCCCUCUGCGAGGUUCAGCAUCGAGCCAGCAUGAUGGACGGUACUGCUGGACACAGCCACUCUUACCUGCUGCUGUGAGAGCACCACAAGGACUGCAUCACCCUGUCCCCAACAUCAGCUACUUCUGUGGGACACAGCUGACUUUGUCACAGCCAGAGGGGCACCAGGCCAUGCCCAUGCUGGAGGGGCCUGGGAAGAGCAAAGUCGGGCAGGCACUCCAGGACCCCAGCUGCACUGCCUGCUGCCACAGCAGUGCCAGGGGACAGGGGUUCUCUAUUUAUUACAGUAUUUAUUGUUCUCGGU
Messenger RNA from Oenanthe melanoleuca, 1739 nucleotides. RefSeq names its product protein kinase AMP-activated non-catalytic subunit beta 2 (gene PRKAB2). The record is from RefSeq and is a predicted model, not a curated record. The transcript is spliced from 8 exons. Gene Ontology annotation, cellular component: nucleotide-activated protein kinase complex; nucleus; cytoplasm. Gene Ontology annotation, molecular function: protein kinase binding. The coding region runs from base 87 to 911 and encodes 274 amino acids. Lineage: Eukaryota; Metazoa; Chordata; Aves; Passeriformes; Muscicapidae. Gene Ontology annotation, biological process: signal transduction.